GGCCAGUUCGUCAUUCAGCCUCGAGUUACCAAGUCCCUUGCGCAUCGUCUUCACGUCUCUCCGUCCCAUCUCCUAAUCCAGGUCUACUCUACGGGCUUUUACGCAACGCAUAGCUCCCCUUGCCGUCGUCUUCGCCAUGGCGCCGGCAGCUCCGCGCACGUCAAGUCCGAGCAUGGACCAUGCCGACCCCGUCCUUGCCAAGCUCGCCGAGUCCGCAACAUUUGACUGCGACUGGCCCACUCUUCGCCACCACCUGUAUCUCGCGCUGCUGGCCGCGCACCCCAUUUUCCUUGAGAAAGGCAAGCCGCCCACCUACUCUGGGGCUGUGCCCGUAUCAGUGUCGCCAACGAACACGGACGGGCGCGUGCCCAUUACAAUGGAGGACGAUGAGCUGCGGCCUUCUACACCCGGAGGUCUUGUAAUCCCCCCGUUUGCGCCGCUGGACCCAAAUCGCCGCCGCCCGCACGUGCUGGUCAUCAACGCCGGCGAAGGGCGGCUGAACGGCACCACUGGGCGCGGGAACCCGUUCGAGGACGAAUGGGAUGAGGAGGUCAUCAUCGGCGGGCGCAAACUACCUAGUUGGUACGACGAUGAAGAAGGCAAGCGAGAGGUGGAGAAGGUGGCGCAGCGCAUCGAGGACCUUCCCUACGCGCCUUUCACGGUUCAACGCCUUGCAGAGCUGCUGCUCGCACCCACACGGCUGCACUCCACUCUUGGCAAGUUCCUCCGCGCCGUGGAGAAGACAAUCAACGUCACCACCGCGUACGCGCCUCCCUCGUACACCUACGUGCCCCCACCAUCGGUCUUAUCAAUGGACAAUAUCGGCACGCCGUCGGCCUCGCCUUCACCUGCGACAAUGGACGUUGACAGCACAGUGCCACCCGGCUCGAUGACGCCCAUGUUCUCUCCGAUCCCGUGGGCGACAGGAGAGAACGAUGCGCUCGGCGAGCCUAUGAUGGACGUGGACGACGGGCCAGGCGACGACGGCCUCAUGUCCCCGCUCAUGUUAAAUGAGGGCGGGAGCGUGUUUGCGUCGCAGCAAGGCCGCUCACCAACUCCCGAACCAGAGGACGACGCGGAAACGCGCAAGAGUCCUGAGCGGGGAGGGCGAAGGGAGUCCGAAGGGGCCAGCGGCAGUAGUGGACGGCCUGUUGCCGGCGGCAGCGGGAACUCCGGGCGGGCAGAAGCUGAAGGCGGCGGCGACCCAGGCAACACGCCUUACCUCGGACGCGUGGACGAGUUGGACAUGGGCCCGAUCACAUCCAACGGACACCAUGGCGAGGAGCCGGCGACGGGCGUCGGCGAAGCUGGAAACAUGACACCACACGGGAUGAGCGACCAGCCUGUUCCCCUGAGCCGCACAACAGUGAUUACUGAAUCGCAGCGCGACAUUGCCCCAUUGCCGCGGCGUGGGGCUGUGUCCGCCGAAGGCGAAGGAGAGCCGGAGGAUAUUGCCACCGCAGCGGCGGAUACUACGGAGGAAGCCCGGGCAGGGGCGAAGGUCGAGGAUGUGACGCAGGAAGGGAAGGACGAAUUGAAAGCCGAGGUCGAGCCCUCUGAAGCUUAGCCUGCGGCUGGGGACAGACAGCUCUAGGCAGGGGGCGAAGGCUUAGGCUUUGGCGAUGGGUGCGGCAGAACCCACGACGUCCCGUCCGCGUGGAUUGUAUGUCUAGUGUCAUGGACUUUGUCACAGGUGCAUUCGUAUUCUACUGUAUAUGCCUGCGGGUCUAUCCAGGCGAGGCGGGCUGUACGCAGCCGAGAUCGGAUAAGAUGUCUGAAUAGCUAGCGUUUAUGAACCAGCCUACUCGGUGGGAGCCUGCCACACCGGCUGGGCUUCGGGGUCGUUGUCUGGCGCGCGCAUCGUGC
Messenger RNA from Cutaneotrichosporon oleaginosum, 1866 nucleotides. RefSeq lists its product as uncharacterized. Gene Ontology annotation, cellular component: nucleus; protein phosphatase 4 complex; cytoplasm. The record is from RefSeq and is a predicted model, not a curated record. Gene Ontology annotation, molecular function: protein phosphatase regulator activity. NCBI's taxonomy places the organism in Eukaryota, Fungi, Basidiomycota, Tremellomycetes, Trichosporonales, Trichosporonaceae.